UGAUGUAAAAAGAAAGGUGUAUCAUUGCGCAUAGCGGCGGCGGCACGAUGAGCGAGCCAAUGAAAUUUGGGUCCAAAUGCACAUAGCUACUGCAAGAAAGGUGUAUCAUUGCGCAUAGCGGCGGCGCACGAUGAGCGAGCCAAUGAAAUUUGGGUCCAAAUGCACAUGACUACUGCGCAUACACGAUGUUGUUACACCUUUCUUUUUACAUCAUGACGUAUACUACACAUUUUCAGUACGGACAGUGAAUAUCGGAACGCAACAUAUAUAUAUGGUUCUCUGGAAAGUUUCGCAAUAAGCUUCACACCAUUUACCAUUUGACAAAAUGUCACCCGAGAUUUCUUAAACCCUUCUCUUCUCUUUUUUAAUAUAAACGUUGGACCAAAAUAAGAACAAAAUUAUGGCAGUUGUAGGAAUCAAUGGAUUUGGAAGAAUAGGAAGAAUGUGUCUUCGCGCAUGUCUCGAGAAACGUAUUGAGGUAAAAUUAAUCAACGAUCCAUUCCUCACUACGGAAUACAUGAUAUACCUUUUUAAACACGACUCUACUCACGGGCCGCAUCCUUUAUCCCUGGAGUGCGACAACGAGUUUAUAGUUUGUGGUGAGACAAGAAUCGCCACGUCGCAUGAAAAGCAACCGUGGAAAAUACCAUGGAAGAAUAAGGGAGUGACGUACGUAAUAGAAGCUAGCGGAGCAUUCACUGCACUGGAGAAAGCAAGCUUGCACAUGGACGGCGGCGCGAAACGAGUUAUUAUCACGGCACCGUCGGUCGACGCGCCGAUGCUCGUCUUCGGAGUCAAUCACACUUGUUACAAUCCCAAGAGAGACGGCGUCAUUUCCGCCACAUCCUGCACCACAAACUGCGCAGCUCCGAUCGUCAAAAUAAUGCACGACAACUUCGAGGUUCUCGAGGCGAUGAUCACCAGCAUACACGCGGUGACAGCGUCCCAAAAUACCGUGGACGGUCCGAUAGAGAAGCUUCGACCUACCACACUGUGGAGAGACGGUAGAGGCGCUCUCCAGAAUAUCAUUCCCACCGCGACCGGCGCGGCCAAGUCGUUAGCCAAAAUUAUCCCCGAGCUGAAAGGCAAGAUUUCAGCCAUAGCGUUCAGGGUGCCGAUCCCCAACGUUUCAUUAUGCGACAUGACAUUCAGGGUCAAUAAACCGACGACGUACGAGGAUGUGAAAGAGAUGAUGAGGGAAGCGGCCGAGGGACAGCUGAGAGACGUGCUGGGAUACACGGAGGACGAUUGUGUGUCGUCAGACUUCAACCAUACGACUUAUUCUUGCGUGUUCGACGCCAAGGCCGGCAUUCCGCAGACCAGCACUUUCAUCAAGAUCGUCGCUUGGUACGACAACGAAUAUGGUUAUGCGUAUCGUAUAGCCGAUUUGGUUCAAUACAUGUACAACGCCGAUUCCGGUAAUGUUCCUGUAACUGGACAAGUUCUCGAGCAUGGCGAUGAUUAGGAGCAACUUGCCAAAGUUAGAACCUAAACUUUUGAACACGCAAUUGUAUUCCAUUCUAAAUUCUCACGAAUGCACAUCUUACCCAGUAAACACCGAAGUAUCAAUUACAUUGCAUUUAUGUUACAAUUUCUCACUCGACAAUGUAAAUGUAAUGUAACACAUAUGUUAAAUUGUAAUGUAAAUGCAAUGUAACUGAUGCUCGGUGUUCUCUGGGUUAUCAUUUUUAUGCAACUAUAGUAUCAAAAGUUGUCAAAUUAAAAAAAUAAAUAAAUGUAACAGUAU
Vollenhovia emeryi is the source of this 1747-nucleotide messenger RNA. Its product is annotated as glyceraldehyde-3-phosphate dehydrogenase-like. The record is from RefSeq and is a predicted model, not a curated record. NCBI's taxonomy places the organism in Eukaryota, Metazoa, Arthropoda, Insecta, Hymenoptera, Formicidae. Bases 401 to 1465 code for a protein of 354 amino acids. The transcript is spliced from 7 exons. Gene Ontology annotation, biological process: glucose metabolic process. Gene Ontology annotation, molecular function: NADP binding; NAD binding; oxidoreductase activity, acting on the aldehyde or oxo group of donors, NAD or NADP as acceptor.